Osmerus eperlanus (European smelt) is the source of this 1725-nucleotide messenger RNA. RefSeq names its product MOB kinase activator 3C (gene mob3c). The transcript is spliced from 5 exons. Bases 618 to 1268 code for a protein of 216 amino acids. Gene Ontology annotation, cellular component: cytoplasm. The record is from RefSeq and is a predicted model, not a curated record. NCBI's taxonomy places the organism in Eukaryota, Metazoa, Chordata, Actinopteri, Osmeriformes, Osmeridae.
AGACACACAGAGACUAGAGGGGCCUACCAGACAAAGUCAGGAUAUGACAUCAUUUACAGGAAGAGAAGCCAAACAACUUUUUUCCUUAACUUUUUGAGCCUAUGCAGUGUUGGUUGGUGAAGUUGGAGCCUUUACGUCUGUCUGACUGGGAGGGAGCUUACAGAGGAACUAAGUGAACAGAUCUGCUUUUAUUGUAAACUUCAAGGAUUUUAAAGUCAAGGGCAGCAAAAGAGAGAUUCUCUUUGGCGUUCCCACAACUUUCCACAGAAUUCCAAGCCCUCCACUCUGGGAUCCUAGCCAGAAGCCAGAAAUGCACUUGUAUGUUUGUGUGGAACAUUUAUUACUCAAGAGAGAAUGUCAAACCCAUUCCAAGGGUUUAAAUCCCUAAUUAAAUUCAGGACGCUGCAAUGAUAUUCGCUUUAUCUAGCAGAGUCGUUCCUUUUUGGGAUCCAUUGUCACUAAAAAGUUCAACUUAAAAAGUUGAACUUGAUCAAAUUAGGCAAUGAGAACAGACUAAUUUAAUUGCAGGAACCACAUGAAUGCUCACAGAGAACACACACACCCUUAAACCAUACACUAUAAAGAUUCCUCAACUUCAAGUCCACGAUUAAGACACUAUGGCUUUGUGUCUCGGACAAGUGUUUAGUAAAGAUAAAACGUUCAGGCCUCGGAAGAGGUUUGAACCCGGAACCCAGCGCUUUGAGCUGUACAAGAAAGCCCAGGCGUCUCUUAAGUCGGGUCUGGACUUGAGGAAGGUGGUUCAGCUACCGGAGGGGGAGAGCAUCAACGACUGGAUUGCCGUGCACGUAGUAGACUUCUUCAACCGCAUCAACCUGAUCUACGGUACAGUCAGCGAGUUCUGCACAGAGCGCACCUGCCCUAUCAUGUCCGGGGGUCUUCGUUACGAGUAUCGGUGGCAGGAUGGGGGCGAAUAUAAGAAGCCCACCAAGCUUCCAGCUCUGAAGUACAUGAACCUGCUUAUGGACUGGAUUGAGACACUAAUCAACAAUGAGGACAUCUUCCCCACCAGAGUAGGUGUUCCUUUUCCCAAGAACUUUCAGCAGGUGUGCACGAAGAUCCUGAGCCGUCUCUUCCGGGUCUUUGUGCACGUAUACAUUCACCAUUUUGACAGCAUCUGCAGCAUGGGGGCCGAAGCCCACAUCAACACCUGCUACAAACACUAUUAUUACUUCAUCUCUGAGUUUAGCCUCAUUGAGCACUCAGAGCUAGAGCCACUGAGAGCAAUGACAGAGAAGAUCUGCAACUAAACAUAUUGGACAAUGGCGUUUUCAUCGUUUUAGCAUUCCUGAGCCCUUCAACAGAGCAAUAUCUUCAAUAACAACACUCAAACCAAAGAACAAUUUUUUUACUUGAGUGUUUUUUGGUGUGAAGUGGAUGCCCUUUUGUGCAGUACUGCAUUGUUCACAAACUGUAAAUGUUUAAGUGAGUGGUAUAAGCUGAAGUACUGUCCGAAUCUUUAUUUGGUGCUAUUUAAAAACAUGACUAACUCUUGCUUUUGUUUUUUUGCUUUAAUUAUUUCCAGAUUGUACUUUUAUUUUGUUUGUCAAGUUUACAGUUUUGCGAUUGAUAAUUCCAAUGACUUCUUUUAGCAUGGGAUGAAAAGUGUUUUUGUCGUUUGAGUUUCAUAAUAACCAGAAAGUGUUUCGUAUCUUGGCAUACUUCUUUUAGACAGUGACCCAAAUAAAACUUUCCUGGGAAUGAAAG